AUGUCGAAUCGCGUAGAGUACUCUUUCGAUAAAAAUCGCAAAGUGGAGGAAAGCUACAAGUUUACGCUGCCAGAGUUGUACCGGAAAAUCGCCCAGGAAGAACUGCGUGAGGACGAUGUGGUGCGUGAGCAGGCCCUGACGCAGAUGCGCGAAUGGAUCGUGAGCAAUCCGCACAUCCGCAAGUGUCGCGUGGAUGCGCCGUUCCUGUUGCGCUUUUUGCGCUUCCGAAAGUUUUCGGUUCCGCUGGCCUGCGAAGCACUGGAGCAGUAUCUGACGGUGCGUGAAAUGUAUCCGAGUUGGUUCAAGAAGCUCGACGCCAGCGAUCCAGAAAUGCGACGCAUUCAGGAGUCGGGUGGAGUGUACGUGCUGGGACAAGAUUCCGCUGGACGAACGGUGCUACUGAUGGAAAUCGUCCAGCUCGAAAAAGAGCGAUUUAUGCCGUUGCCGGAAGGACGGUUUUUAUUUUUGCUGCUCGAAGCACUGCUCGAAUUUGAGGAGGUACAGAUUGGUGGUAUUCAGUUGCUAGUUGACUAUACCGGCAUAAGCAUGGACUUAUUUGAAGGCUGGGGUGCGACGGAGUUGAAAAUCGGAUUGGACGCAUUCACCCGCUUCACCCCGGUACGAUAUCAUGAAAUACAUGCAGCCAAGCUGCCCAAAGUUGCUGUUUCGUUUGUCGAGUAUAUGCUAACCUUUGCGCCAUCGAAGUUUAGGGAGUUGAUUCACUGUCACGCCACGGUCGACAAAUUGAAGGAGCAGCUGGAUCCAUCCAUGACGCCGCAAAUCUACGGAGGAACGGUCGAUGCACAUGAGCUGACCAAGAAAUUCUGGGAACGAUUCGAGCUACAAAACGAAAAUUAUGCGCUGGGAUUGGACAAGUUUGAUAUUGACUUGGAUCACUAUACUUCGGUGUGGAGCAAGCAAAAUCCGGACAUGGCUGAAGCGAAGGAAUUCAAAAAGUUAUCCAUCGACUAG
This is a messenger RNA of Anopheles coustani, 972 nucleotides long. RefSeq names its product clavesin-1-like. Gene Ontology annotation, molecular function: phosphatidylinositol bisphosphate binding. Gene Ontology annotation, cellular component: membrane. The record is from RefSeq and is a predicted model, not a curated record. The coding region runs from base 1 to 972 and encodes 323 amino acids. NCBI's taxonomy places the organism in Eukaryota, Metazoa, Arthropoda, Insecta, Diptera, Culicidae. The transcript is spliced from 2 exons.